CCAGCUCUUUAAUACAGCCCUGAAAGAGCAACACAGAUCACAGCAACACGAUCAUAACAUAAAAGAGACAAUGAUGGACUCUCACCUCAGAGGCACCUUGUGGAAGAUACUUGUCAUCUUCACACUGCCACAUUUCAGCUGCUAUGUGCUCUGCCCCAGCAGUUGCCUUUGUAAUUAUAAUAUAGGUUCUGUCAAGUGUGUUGGCUACACCAUCACAGAUAUACCAAAUCAGCUGCCUAACCACACAAACCUGCUGCAGCUUAAUGACACGAACAUGAACGUCAUUAAUGAGCAGAGCUUGGCAAAGAUGGACCUCCUGUUGCGUUUUAGUCUGACACACAGCCAUUUGCACACUAUUCAUCCCAGAGCCUUCCAUGUUGCUCCAAAGCUUAAGUCUGUCAAGCUGUCGUCCAAUGAUCUCUCUACCCUCCCUGCUCGGGUUUUCAGUCCAUUGACCUCUCUAGAGCAGCUGCAUUUAGAUGGGAACAAGUUGGAGACCAUUGCUCCGGAUUUGUUUGAAGGACUUGUCAGGUUGCUGGAUCUGGACCUGAGCUGGAACAAACUCAGUAGUCCUCCUUCAAAUGUUUUCAAUGGACUGACCCAACUUCAAUUUCUGAACCUUGGCCGGAACUCCAUAAAGAAACUUCCACCAACUAUCUUUCACGCCUUGACUAAUCUUCGCAAGCUUAUGAUCUAUUACAAUGAGCUAGAAGUGCUGGAAGCUGGGAUUUUUGAUGAACUUGUCAACCUUGUGGAGCUAAAGAUCUAUCAUAACCGGAUCACCAGCCUUCCACCUCAGGUGUUCUGGUCACUGAGGAACCUAACGGUCCUGAACCUUUCCUCUAACCGGCUUCAAGCUAUCCCAGAAAAGACCUUCUACAAUAUGCCAAAGCUGAGCAAGCUUACCAUUUUCAACAACCCGCUAUUAUCUCUACCAAACCAGUUGAUGGGUCACAUGCCUGACAUGACAGAAAUUUAUCUCUAUGCCACUAACCUCACCACUGUUCCUGGAAAUUUGUUUGCAAACAUGUCUGGGCUCCUGAGGCUUAAUCUUCAUUUGAAUGACAAGCUAAGGGACUUGCCGUCGGACCUCUUCUGCUGCAACCCCAAGCUUGAGAAGCUCUCAUUGAAAGACAACGACCUCCAUUAUCUACAUCCUCAACUGUUUUCUGGACUAACCACACUUGGCAUGCUGCUUCUUAAUGACAAUAAGCUGCAGAGCCUACCGGAAAACAUCUUUCAGGGCCUCAGAGGGCUUUUGUUGGUUGAUUUGAAGAAUAACGACCUUAGGACUCUACCAGGAGAAAUUUUGUUGUCAAAUACAGCUUUGAAGGCUCUUACUCUAAGUGGCAAUCCCUGGGACUGUACUUGUGGAAUCAGAGGUAUUGCAAAAUGGAUAAGACAUAAUGAACAUGUGGUUGUUGACAGACAUGAUGUGAUAUGUCAUAGUCCAGGGUACCAACUGCUCCGUACCAUUGAUUCCCUGCGUGAUGAGGAGUUCAACUUCUGCAAUGCUGCGAUAUUCAGAUCAAGAUGUUUUUCCAUAAAUGAGCCAACGACACCAUUCCAAACUGUUACAACGAACGGACAAACAUCAGUUGUAGCUUCAUUGACCACGCCGCAUACAACAACGCCAACACCCACUCAGGGAGCUACCCAACAAGUCGCCGUCCCAACAACCACACUGCUCACAACAACAUCAACCCCAUCUCAAGGAGCUACCCAACAAGUCAAAACACCAAUAACCACUCCAACUAUAAUACCAUCUAUCCUACCAACAGAGUUCCAGACUCCCACCACCACCACCCUGCCUAACGAGAAGUUUCAUCUCACCAAUGAGAUUGCCUUGUCUGAUUACAUGUCCCGUCCUUUCUAUGACACAUUGGUGGUUGAACAGGGGCCAGAGUUUGUUCACCACACAUUUCACAAGGGCUGGGUGUACGUGUGGUUUCUGCCCUCAGAUGAGGCCUUGACUGGGCUCCUCAUGUUUAGUCACAUCCUUCUUGUUGCUGCAGGCUUGUUCCUCAUUCUUGGCGCCAUGUUUUGCAUGUGUCGCCUCAACAAGACUAUGGACGAGCUGAAGGCUGAGGGUACACGUCCUCCAGUUAUCAACUUCCUGAAACCAGAAGACCUGACUGAUUUUUCUAUGGCCCUUAGCUCAUUUCUUAUUAAAGACACUGUUUUGAGGGAAGUGCGCCCUGGUACAUUUGAUAGUACUCCAAACCUAGUUACCCUAAUCUUUAGUACUACCGAACUGAAUGAUCUCCCUGAGGCCUUGUUCCAAAAUCUUCAGAAGCUCGAGAGUCUGAAUCUGAAGAGCAACAAGCUCUCUGUACUCCGGCCUAACUGGUUUUCCACAUUGACAGAGUUAAAAUUCCUUGACCUCAGUAAGAACCUUUACACAUAUGUACCUGUGGAAACAUUUCAUCCUCUUAUUGAGCUUCAGUUCCUUUCGCUUUCUGGAAACAUUAUCAGUCAAUUACAGAGAGAGACUUUCAAGGGUCUUUCUAAGCUCAAAACCUUAAGGCUUAACAAAAACUUGCUACAGGAACUCCCACUUGGCAGUUUGGAUGACCUUAAAAAUCUGGAGGAACUAUCGCUACAUGACAAUCUAAUUACUCAUUUCCACCAUGACCUGUUCUCCAAGACUUUGAAUCUACGGAAACUGUUCCUCUCCCACAACAGGCUCACAUCUCUUCCACAAGGGAUCUUCUUAAACUUGCCUCUCCUUUCCCAGAUCUCCCUGUAUGAAAAUCAACUAGAGAGUCUGGGACCAGGAGUGUUUGGGCCCAUGGCCCUAAAGGAGUUGUGGCUGUAUGACAACAAGCUGAGCCGUUUGGAAGAUGACACAUUCAGGAACUUGACUCAGUUGCAUCUCCUCGUAAUCAGUCGCAACCAGAUCAGCUCUGUUUCCAAAAGGGCCUUUGAAGGGUUGGAGAAGCUGGAAGAGGUAUCCCUUCACACCAAUCUUCUCACAACCCUGCAAGCUGGGACUUUCCAAGGUCUGCCCAAUCUGGUAAAUAUUUCCUUGGAGCACAACAACAUCAGCUCCCUCCCUUUGGGUUUUCUCCAGGGCCUGAGCAGCCUGGGACAGAUAGACCUCCGAAAUAACUCCCUUCCCAACCUGCCACAGGAAAGUCUAAAUGCCCUUACGGCAGCAAAUGAAGUUCUCCUGCAGCAGAACCCAUGGAGGUGUGACAAAAAUAUUUUGCCACUGAGAGACUGGAUGUUACAGCACCCAUCUAAGGCCAACCAAACUCUUGUGGUCUGUGAAACACCUUUCAGUCGGAACGGUGAGGUAAUUGCUCUGCUGGCAGAUGAGGACUUCCGGCCUUUCAGCUCAACAGAGCAGCCUGUGUUGACCUCAACAGAGAAGAGGAGGAAACCCCACACUCCACCAAUUAGUCAAGGCACUUCCUCACCUGCCGUCAAGACUACCCCCACCUCAGAGCACGCAGAGGUCACAAGCAGUGGACAAGGGGAGAAGGAAACAGUUUUAAAUGAUACUUCGGUCAUUCUCAUUGUCAUCGCAGUAGUGACCACCGUCAUCAUCAGCACUGUGAUCAUCAGCUGUUUGUGCUGGAAGCAAAACAAGAGAGGCAGGGGAAAUAUAGCCGGCAGAAAUAAGAACUCUGUGCUAAUAAGCAUGUCAAGAGAAGAAAUCACUGUUCUUUGUCUGUUAUUACUGUUUGAGUCUUCAUUGUCUCAAACCCAACCAUGUGAAAAGGAGACAGACUGCCCCAAAGAAAACCAGGAUGUUUACAGUUCAUCUACGACGGAAAUCCCACGCUUGCUGAGAUCAGGUGUGACAGAGGUUUUCUUUGUGGGUAGCCAGUUUAAAACAAUCCCCAAAGCAGCCUUUGUUGAAAACCCACAGCUCGAAAAGGUGGAGUUCAUGAACACCAAUACAACAUCUAUUGAGCCAGGAGCUUUUGAAGGUUUGAUAGACCUCAAGUACAUUGAGAUCUCCAGCACUCCAAUAACGAUGAUCCCAGUGGGAGUCUUUAAAGACCUCAGCAACCUGGAGAGGGUUGUACUAAAGCUAAACAAGCUCCGUAGUCUGCAGAAAGGUUUGUUUGAUGGCCUUGACAAAGUAAAAGAGCUCCUGUUACAUGCCAAUGAGAUUGAAUCAAUUGAAGACGGGACGUUUGAUGGUCUCAGGAACCUUCUAGUGCUUCAUUUAGCUAAAAACAAUCUCACCGCUGUAUCUUCAGACUGGUUCUCAAGCUUAAACAAGCUGCAGACACUACGGCUGUACGAGAAUCAACUGACCACCAUUCCUGAUGAGAUUUUUAAGAAUUUGCCAAACUUGAAGGAAAUUGGCUUGCAGGGAAACCAAAUAUCAGAAUUGUCCCCUAAUCUAUUUCCCCAUAAAGACAAGCUAAGUAAGCUGCUUUUGGAUGGUAACCUACUGACUGGUUUACCUCAAGGAUUCUUUGUUGGCUUUCCUCAGCUCAAAACGCUGACCCUACACAAAAAUAAACUGACUAGUCUACCACCUGUGCUUUUUGGAGAAAUGCCUAAAUUGACAGAAUUAAGCCUAAGUCAAAAUGAUCUCAGCACUCUUCCUAAAGAACUAUUCAGUCCUCUGAAGAAACUCAAGAAGUUAGAUCUGUCUAAAAAUCACUUUAUCACCUUGUUUGCUGAGUACUUUGAAGGCCUUGAGAAGCUAACUGAGCUGAAUCUACUGAACAACAAGAUAAAUGUGUUGGACGCGGAUGUGUUUGAAAAGCUACAAUCACUGAUGACACUCAAGCUGGCACACAACAACCUCCAGAUGCUUCCUGAUGACAUUUUUGAGCCUUUAACGAAACUGAAAAAACUUUACCUCAAUGACAACCCUUGGCGCUGUGACUGUAAUCUGAUACGUCUUCAUCUCUGGAUGAAGGCAAACUCUGACAAGAUUGUGUCUCCUGUUGUCUGUGAGUAUCCAGAUGUUCUAAAAGGACAGGAAGUCAAAUCGUUAACAGAGGAUCAAUUUAUUUGCCCCACCCUUCGCCCCACAACCACAAUUCUAACGAAUACAACAACCAUCACUCCCACUACUAUAUUUCCAACCACAGAACUAACUACCACCAUCCUUACUACCAUGACACCAACAACCACUAUGAAAACUACAACCACCCCUGUCUCCACCACACCACAGGCCACAACUACAACAGUACCAACUACUGUUCAGCAAACAACCACUAUAACAACAACCAUACCCGCAACUACUUUAACAACAACACCAACAACAACCACACCCACAACUACUCUAACAACAACGCCAACAACAACCACACCCACAGCUACUCUAAAAACAACACUAGCAACAACCACACCCACUAUAACAACAACCACACCCACAACCACUAUAACAGAAAACACACCCACAACUACUCCAACAACAACCCCACUGAAAACAACCACACCCACAACCACUGUAACAACAACCACACCCACAACUACUCUCACAACAUCCACAACUACUUUUACAACAACCGCACCCAGAACAACUGCAUCAACAACCGCUAUGACCACAACUACACCUUCAACACGUAUACCUUACACAACUAUGCCCACAACCACCACACUCAUGACUACCCAACCAACCAUUCCCCAAACAAUGACGGCUCCUCCACAAACUACUCCAGUGAUCUUUACCUGUCCUAUGGAGUCGGUCACUCAGGAGCCAUUGCCUUCCUUCACAUAUCAGUAUAGAAACAAAGUUCAGGGGUGCAAAUCUCAGAUGAUGAUCUACACCGCGCUGCUUUUGGUGGAGAUCACCUGCACACUGGUGCUGGCUAAGUUCACCCUGUCUCUUUACCGUCUGCUGCAGGGCAGGGAGAGGAUUUACCAGAGGGUCAAACUCACACGCUUCUCCUACAGGAAAGAGGUCAUCCUCAGGCCUCUAAAAGAGGCAGAGACUGAAAGACUUUAAACAACAACAGCAUUUUAGCCAUUUGAUCUUCCAAAGCAUCCCUAGCUAAGAUGUUAACCCCCCCCCCCGUCCUUUUUGCUUGUAUAAAAGCUAACAUGUAAUAUUAUCAGCUAUAAUCAAAAUUCUUCAGUUAACAAUGUCUAUUUCUCUAUUUGCAGCUACCCUCAGCAUUAUGGAGCUUUAUAGUGUGUUAUACUCAUUGUUAAGCUGUCCAACAGGAAUAAAUACAUACAUAUAAGAUCUGAAAUUGUAAAUGUCAAAGGAGCUAUACAUGAACUAAAACUGAGCUUUAACCUGCAUUAACUGAUUUUCUGGCUAACUGGGUCAGUAGAAAUGAGCUGUGAGCACAUUGACAUAGUAUCACCUUGAGGUGUGACGUUGAUGCAAGCAGUUGUCUAUUUACACAUCCAGCAGAUAAAGAGGUAGAAUGUUAUUUAUUUGGAGAUUGUGUUUCUUGCUAAAUGAUUUAUAUAAGACCAAUAUUUAUUCUUCUUUUGGCUCUGUUUUUUUAUCUCUCCCAACUGUUGAGGGAAAUAUUUUUAGCUGCUAAAUGCUCCACUGUGUUUACAUGUUAGUUAACUGUGUCUAUUUGCUGUUUGGUGCUGAGCUAGGUUUUUAGUAUUUUUUUAAAUUGAAAACCGCUGCUGGAAAUUAUGUUAUGAGCGGUAAGAGUAAAGCAAAACAAUUUGAAGUUAAGAGUUGUAAAACCAAAACAAUGAGCUGAAAGACAUGAUGCACCACACAAAUAGCAUAAGGGGAACUGCAGUUGGGUGAUGAUUCUCUGUGUUUUCCAUGAACCACAUGUCAUGUGUUUCGUUGUUAAAAUUUAAAUAUAUAUCAUAGGAACUUUAAAUUAAAAUGUUAAUAAAAUAUCAAUUAAUGGUACA
Etheostoma cragini (Arkansas darter) is the source of this 6810-nucleotide messenger RNA. RefSeq lists its product as uncharacterized. NCBI's taxonomy places the organism in Eukaryota, Metazoa, Chordata, Actinopteri, Perciformes, Percidae. The transcript has 5 exons. The record is from RefSeq and is a predicted model, not a curated record. The coding region runs from base 71 to 5923 and encodes 1950 amino acids. Gene Ontology annotation, molecular function: protein binding.